Messenger RNA from Callorhinus ursinus (northern fur seal), 1457 nucleotides. It is a transcript of the gene TMEM41A, whose product is annotated as transmembrane protein 41A. The record is from RefSeq and is a predicted model, not a curated record. NCBI's taxonomy places the organism in Eukaryota, Metazoa, Chordata, Mammalia, Carnivora, Otariidae.
GCGCGCAGCCCCGGGCGGGGAGCUGCCUGCAGGUUUCCCCGCGGCUCGGCGGGUCCGAGAGCGGGCGCCGAGAUGCGCCCCCUGCUCGGCCUCCUGCUGGUCUUCGUCGGCUGCACCUUCACCCUGUACUUGCUGUCGACGCGACUGCCCCGGGGGCGGACGCUGGGCUCCGGCAAGGAGACCGGAGGCAGGUCACUAUGGUUCCCCUCAGACCUGGCGGAGCUGCGGGAGCUCUCCGAGGUCCUUCGAGAGUACCGGAAGGAGCACCCGGCCUACGUGUUCCUGCUGUUCUGCGGCGCCUACCUCUACAAGCAGGGCUUUGCCAUCCCUGGCUCCAGCUUCCUGAAUAUUUUAGCUGGUGCUUUGUUCGGACCAUGGCUGGGGCUUCUGCUGUGCUGUGUGUUGACAUCAGUGGGCGCCACGUGCUGCUACCUGCUCUCCAGUGUCUUUGGCAAACAGCUGGUGGUCUCCUACUUUCCUGAGAAAGUGUCCCUGCUGCAGAGGAAGGUGGAGGAGAAUAGAAACAGCCUGUUUUUUUUCUUGCUGUUUUUGAGACUUUUCCCCAUGACACCAAACUGGUUCUUGAACCUCUCAGCUCCGAUUCUGAACAUCCCGAUUGUGCAUUUCUUCUUCUCUGUUCUGAUUGGUUUGGUCCCGUACAAUUUUAUCUGUGUGCAGACAGGUUCCAUCCUGUCAACUCUUACCUCCCUGGAUGCUCUCUUCUCCUGGGAAACAGUCUUUAAGCUUUUGGCCAUUGCCCUGGUGGCCUUAGUUCCUGGAACCCUCAUGAAAAAAUUUAGUCAGAAGGACCUGCAUUUGAAUGAAAUAAGCAACGCUAAUCACCUAAAUAGUAGAAAAGACACGUGAUCUGGGUUGUUUGCCACGUCCCUGGACUCUGUUGCUUAUUUGUGUACCGGUGUGGUCCUCUGCAGCCCCUCAUUGUUUUUAAUUACCCUCAACAGGUGAUUUGGACACUCUUCAUCUGUGUGCAGCGUUUUCAUGAAGGACUUUCUGUGCUCUAGAAGGGGGAUUGUACCAGGUCCUCAAACCAGUCCUGGCUUAGCAGGACACUCUGUGAAACGGAUGGCCUUCUAGAAAAUCCUAUUUAUAUUCUAUUGAAUAACAAGGAACUCGGGGUGGUCUGUUGUAUUUGCCUCUUGCCAAGCCCUGAGCUGCCUUAGGAGAAGACGCUGAUUGUCCUUGUCCAGAGUUGCCUCUUUCGCUAAGUGGUAGGCUGUUGUGAUAGGUGUUCUCCUGGUAUGUCCCUAGUGGGUGUUCUUGGUAUAAAUGAUGACGUGAACCCACCUCACUGACAUUACCCUUCAUCUUGUUAGCCUCUCGAAGAGUAUUGUGUACUAUUUUUUUGCUGAUGAGCUACCUCUUCCAUAAACCAAGGGAAACAAGCUGACGAACAGCGCAGAACUUGCACGUACAGCUCAAAUGCACAGUGAUCUCCG